ACCUUUUUUUACAAUGGCAGCUGACCUGCUGUGGGGAGAAAGGAAUACUGCAUGCAUAUGCACAUGCAUACACAGUCCCUCAGGAGGCACCGCUGUGUGGUUUUGGACAAGUUUAGCUGGAUUUAGCGUUUUCCCAUUGCACUAGGAUCUAAAUGACAUUCCUUCACCCACCUUUGGAUUUUCACACUAAAAAUUAGUGCGAGUUGAAAUGUUUAGUUUCCUGUGCCCUAGUAGCUGAAAGACUUCAGAUGAUCUCCAGGGUGGAGACUGUCAUGGUUCAUUGUGGUCUGCAGGUGUAGGGAUAUUUUUUAUUGUAGGUGCAUGUUUGCAGUACAGUUUGUGGGCAUCAGAGGUUAUGUGGGGAGCGGGCAUAUAUGGUAACGUGAACUGCCACAAAGCAAUUUUAAUCCCAGUCAUCUUCAAAUGAAAGAGGGGUGGUUUUCACCUGACUUCUCUAAGAUGCAUAUAGCAGUAAAUAUAGCUUGGAUAAAAGCAAUCUCUGCCCCAAAAUACAGCUCAUGUGAGGAGAAAAUGAGCAAAGAUACUCUGGUGGAUGUUAAUCUUACCACUUAAUGCACGUACAGUAGAUGUUUAGAAACUGAAGCAUUAAGGGAAGAGGCUGAUUAAAAGCCAUGCAAUUAAUGCUAGGGCCUGUUUUUCUACAAGUGUCUUUUUGGUUUUUAGUCAUGUUAUUGACUCCCUGGAUUUGCUCCAGUUUUCUUGUAAGAAGAGGAAGCUUCGGGAUUUGUUAAAUAAAUAAAUCCCAAGCGAACCGAUUUUAGAGUCAUGGCUCUUGGAACAUUUUUGUCAUUUGUUUGUCUUUGAAAGAGGACAAAACCUAUAGUGAAACUGAGAAUGUUUUCAGUCAUUUAGAGGGGUCAUUUUAAACUGCUGGGUUAAUUUUUGUCUAGGCCCUGAAAAGGCAAUCAGGUGUCCGUUUACAUACACAAAGGCAUAUGUUUGCACAUCUAAAUCAUCGUGUGUUCAUAAUAAACUGGUUUAGCAUUCAGUCCAGAGAGAAUAUCUUUAACCUCUCGUCCAAACCCUGCAGCUGACUGUUGAACACAAAAGAUCUCAAGCAAGAGACACCUAUGCUUUUGGUGUGAGAAAGUUUGUGCUUAAUACCUGGUUAGAAACUCCUAAGUAUACACCUACAGCAGGGCAGUAUGUGGGUAACUACCUUGCUGCUUCCAAGUAUAAUGUUUAUCUUUAAUAGUUGCUGUUUGCUCUCAUGACAUUGUUCAUUGCAUCAGCCAAAAAGCCAGAAAUGAGCAUUUUGAUCAGGUGAAAUUGAAGGACUGAUUCAGAUAGACAUAGGUUUUAUUUCUGUGUCUAAAUUUUAUAUCAAAGUACCUUAAAUGAAAAGUUUUCAGAAAUUCUGCCUCUGUGGUAUUUUUCCACUUUGUUGAAUUCGUGUAUUGUAGAACUGCAAAUGUGACUGCAGAAUUGUAACUGUGACCAGCAAGUGGAGCAGGUGCCCUUCUCCUAGGGAGUUCUGCUGGAGUGAGUGUAAUGCUGUCUGAGAAACCAGAACAGGACAAAGACAAUAGAACAUGCUGUUAAAUUUAUCCUAUUAGGCUUACAGAAGAAGCUGUGAGAUGCUUUGUUUGGAAGUUUUGCAUUAAGUAUACAUUUAGCAAACAUGCAAGUGGGCAGAUGCUAGUCAUAUUAGCUCCUCAGAACUUUUUAUUCUGAACAAGCAUACUUACUGUGUUUUUUUGAGUACUUUAGGUAUUUUGGAACAGAGUUUUGCAAUAUGUGACUCAUGAAAUAGUAAGUGAUUAAAUAGGAGAGCUCACAAACCAAGACUUUUAGAACCAGUUUUUAUUCUGUUUGUGCAGAAGAAAUCUGGCAUUUGCACUCACACUUCUGUGAUCAGGCUGCAUCAGCAGGGACUUAAAAUGGCAGGAGAAGAUUCCUAUAUUAUGUCCGAUCCCCAGAUGUUUACAAUGGAUCAGUUCAUGGGAAUGAAUGCGUUAUUCAAUAAUACAAAUUACAUCACUUCAGACUUACCACUACGAACAGCAGAUGGACCCUAUCUUCAAAUCAUAGAACAGCCAAAACAGAGGGGGUUUCGUUUUCGAUAUGUAUGCGAAGGCCCUUCACAUGGUGGGCUUCCUGGUGCUUCUAGUGAAAAGAACAAAAAGUCAUACCCUCAGGUCAAAAUCUGCAAUUAUGUUGGACCUGCAAAAGUAAUCGUCCAGUUAGUUACUAAUGGAAAAUACGUCCACUUACAUGCUCACAGCUUAGUGGGUAAAUUUUGUGAAGAUGGAGUAUGCACUGUUAAUGCAGGACCUAAAGAUAUGGUUGUGGGGUUUGCAAAUCUUGGAAUACUUCAUGUCACAAAGAAGAAAGUGUUUGAAACUCUGGAAGCACGCAUGAUAGACGCUUGCAAAAAGGGAUACAACCCAGGACUCCUGGUGCAUCCUGAACUUGGCUAUCUGCAGGCAGAUGCGUGUGGAGACAGACAGCUAACGGAACGAGAAAGAGAAAUUAUUCGUCAGGCAGCCGUACAACAGACUAAAGAAAUGGAUCUCAGUGUGGUGCGUCUUAUGUUUACAGCCUUUCUCCCUGACAGUAAUGGUAGUUUCACGCGGAAACUCGAUCCUGUUAUAUCAGAUGCAAUAUAUGACAGCAAAGCUCCCAAUGCCUCCAACCUAAAAAUUGUAAGAAUGGACAGAACAGCAGGGUGUGUAACAGGAGGGGAAGAGAUUUACCUUCUCUGUGACAAGGUUCAGAAAGAUGAUAUUCAAAUACGUUUCUAUGAAGAGGAUGAGAAUGGAGGUAUGUGGGAAGGCUUUGGAGACUUUUCUCCUACAGAUGUACAUAGGCAGUUUGCUAUUGUGUUCAAAACACCCAAGUAUCGAGAUGUCAAUAUCACAAAGCCAGCAUCUGUAUUUGUACAACUGCGGAGGAAAUCUGAUCUAGAAACAAGCGAACCAAAGCCUUUUCUCUACUAUCCAGAAAUCAAAGAUAAAGAAGAAGUGCAAAGGAAACGACAGAAGCUCAUGCCGAACUUCUCCGAUGGCUAUGGUGGUGGCAGCGGUGCAGGAGGUGGUGGCAUGUAUGGAGGGGGUGGUGGCGGUGCUGGCUCUGGGUUCAGUUAUCCUUCAUAUGGAUACUCUGCGUUUGGAGGGAUGCAUUUCCACCCUGGCACAACAAAGUCUAAUGCUGGAAUGAAACAUGAACUAUCAAAUAGCACAGCUGAUCAAGAUGGGAAGAGUUCUGAUAAGCAAAGUGACAAAUGGGACACAAAACAUGAAAUGAAAAUGGAAAAUCUGGAGAAGAACGAGUGCAGAACCUCUGGUGAAAAUGAGGAGGAUGCUGCUGCUUCCUGUAAAACUGAAGUAAAUGAAGCAGAUUGCCGGUGGCAGGAUGGUCUGUUCCUGGAGAAGGCCAUGCAGCUUGCCAAGCGUCACUGCAAUGCUCUCUUUGAUUAUGCUGUAACUGGAGAUGUGAAGAUGCUGUUGGCGGUUCAGCGCCAUCUCACUGUUGUCCAGGACGAUAAUGGAGACAAUGUCCUUCAUUUAGCAAUUAUCCACCUUCAUACUGAGCUGGUGAAAAACCUCUUGGAAGUGAUUCGUGAUCUGAAUUCUAAUGACAUCAUUAACAUGAGAAAUGACCUUUAUCAGACCCCCUUGCACCUGGCAGUGAUCACCAAGCAGGCAGAGGUGGUAGAAGACUUGCUGAGGGCCGGAGCAGAUGUCAGCCUUCUGGAUCGCCAUGGCAAUUCCGUCUUACAUUUAGCUGCUGCUGAAGGAGACGACAAGAUUUUGAGUGUGCUCCUCAAGCACAAGAAGAUCUUAUCAAUGGUUGACCUUUCCAACGGUGAAGGUCUCAGCGCAAUUCACAUGGCGGUGAUGGCAAACAGCAUGUCCUGCCUCAAGCAGCUGAUUGCUGCUGGUGUUAACGUCAAUGCUCAGGAACAAAAAUCUGGACGAACUGCAUUGCAUUUAGCUGUUGAACACGAGAACAUCCCUUUGGCAGGCUGCCUUUUGCUUGAGGGCGAUGCGGAUGUGGACAGCACUACGUACGAUGGGACAACUCCUCUGCACAUAGCAGCUGGAAGGGGCUCUACAAAACUGGCAGCCGUCCUCAGAGCAGCAGGUGCAGAUCCUCACAUUGAGAACUUCGAGCCAUUGUUUGAUCUAGAUGAUGUGAAAGAUGAUGAAGAUGACGAUGAAGGGAUCGUGCCUGGAACAACACCGCUAGAUAUGGCGGCCAACUGUGAGGUGUAUGACAUAUUAAAUGGCAAACCCUAUGAGGCAACAGUGGUUUCAGAGGACUUACUGCCACAAGGGCAUUUGAAAGAGCUGAAUGAGAGUUCCAGAAUGCAGCUUUGCAAACUACUGGAAGCACCUGAUCCAGAGAAAAACUGGUCCACUCUAGCACAAAAACUGGGUCUUGGCAUACUUAACAACGCCUUCAGGUUGAGCCCUUCCCCAUCAAAAACUCUGCUAGAUAACUACGAGGUUUCUGGUGGUACAGUUCAAGAGUUGAUUGCUGCUUUGAAACAAAUGGAUCACACAGAAGCCAUUGAAAUAAUUCGAAAAGCACUGUCCAUCUCACACAGCCCAUCUCAGCAGCAGGACAAUACAGCGAAAGCUCUUCCGUUGUCAUCGCCACCCACCUCUGCAAACAGAGAGACAGGCGAGCUUUACAAUAGCAAAUUUCAAGACCCCGAAAGCACGUGUGACAGCGGCGUGGAGACCUCCUUCCGCAAACUGAGCUUCACCUACUCAGACUCUCUGAACAGCAAGUCAUCAGUAACACUGAGCAAAAUGACACUGGACUACGGCCAUGGAAGUUCAGCGCAAAGUAAUUACAUAGCCAACUAGUAAUAUUCCAUUAGCAACAUGCAGUUCCAGGAACAAAUGUGACAUUUAAAGUUACACCAGUGUCAUCCUGGCCCAAAGGAAGUGAAUUCAGAACCAAAAGUGCACUGGAGGAACCAGAAACGAACCUGAACCAAUUGUGACUUCAGCCUGUGGCUCCCAGCUCUUGCUUCCUUCCUCAAGUACGUUUCAUUUUAUUCAUUUACAGGCCAUGUACAAUAACCAGGGCUCUCCUGCUGCAUUCAUACACAGGACUGGACUGGGACUGACCUGAGCUUUCCUGGUUUGUGAGGAUUUUCUUUUAUAGCCAAAAGUCACUCCUUGUUAAUGCAUAAUACCAACACACUUAAUAAAAAGAGGUAAGGCACACAGAGCAAUCAAUGAGUACAGUUUCUAGCUGCUUUCUUCAUAAUUUUUGCAGCACAGUUAAAUGAAAAAGGCUUAUACAAUAACUGGCAAAGAAAAACCAUGACUUCAAUCACAACAAUGACAACUCAGAAAAAAGAGAAUCCUAAAAAAAAAAAUUAUCUUGUAUAUUUCAAAUAAUGUAUUUAAAAUUAACUUUGGUGCCUCUUAUAAAGAAAAAAAUUCAAGUUUGGCAUUUUUCUAUUUGUAAAUAGUUUUUUAAUAUCUGUUCCUUUAAAAAAAAAAAGUGCUUUUUAAAUGCUUAUUUUUAUUUUACUUUUAUAAUAAAAAUCCAAAAUGAUAUCUCA
Messenger RNA from Columba livia (rock pigeon), 5548 nucleotides. It is a transcript of the gene NFKB1, whose product is annotated as nuclear factor kappa B subunit 1. Gene Ontology annotation, molecular function: protein binding; DNA-binding transcription factor activity, RNA polymerase II-specific; RNA polymerase II cis-regulatory region sequence-specific DNA binding. The record is from RefSeq and is a predicted model, not a curated record. NCBI's taxonomy places the organism in Eukaryota, Metazoa, Chordata, Aves, Columbiformes, Columbidae. Bases 1902 to 4838 code for a protein of 978 amino acids. Gene Ontology annotation, biological process: regulation of DNA-templated transcription; signal transduction. The transcript is spliced from 24 exons. Gene Ontology annotation, cellular component: cytoplasm.